UCUUACAUUUUCCAGUCGGCACUCUUCCGGACCAGACGUGAUUGACUGACUUCGCAGGGAGUAGACGAGGGCUCCCGCUGACUUUUGGCGUCACAUUUUCCUCGACAUUUUACCAUUUUAAGUGUUUUUAAUCCAUCGGAAACCGAGUGGACGGAGUUGCUGCGUGUUGAUACGGAUCAGGAAGCUGUGACGGCCGUGGUUAGAGGAAAGGAACAUGGCUUCCCAGGCUGAUUUGAUGGAGUUAGACAUGGCCAUGGAGCCAGACAGAAAGGCAGCAGUCAGCCAUUGGCAGCAACAGUCCUACCUGGAUUCAGGCAUCCAUUCAGGGGCCACCACUACAGCUCCCUCUCUCAGUGGGAAAGGAAAUCCUGAAGAUGAUGAUCUUGACAACAACCAGGUCAUGUAUGAGUGGGAGCAAGGCUUCAACCAGAAUUUUUCCCAGGAACAAGUCCAAGACUUGGAUGGUCAGUAUGCCAUGACUCGUGCCCAGCGGGUGCGUGCAGCAAUGUUCCCAGAGACUCUUGAGGAAGGCAUGCAGAUCCCCUCCACACAGUAUGACACAGCUAAUCCUACAAAUGUUCAGCGGCUUGCAGAACCUUCACAAAUGCUCAAACACGCAGUGGUCAAUCUGAUUAACUAUCAAGAUGACGCUGAGCUCGCAACCAGAGCUAUACCAGAACUCACCAAACUGCUCAAUGAUGAGGACCAGGUUGUAGUAAACAAAGCUGCAGUGAUGGUGCACCAACUAUCAAAGAAAGAAGCUUCCCGUCACGCCAUCAUGCGUUCCCCUCAGAUGGUAUCGGCCAUAGUCAGGACAAUGCAGAACACAAAUGAUGUGGAGACAGCUCGCUGCACUGCAGGGACCCUCCACAACCUCUCCCAUCACAGAGAGGGUCUGCUGGCUAUCUUUAAGUCUGGAGGAAUCCCAGCUCUUGUCAAAAUGCUUGGUUCACCAGUGGACUCUGUCCUGUUCUAUGCCAUCACAACUCUUCACAACCUCCUGCUGCACCAGGAAGGAGCCAAGAUGGCCGUUCGUUUGGCCGGUGGGCUUCAGAAAAUGGUGGCCCUGCUUAACAAAACAAAUGUCAAGUUCCUUGCCAUCACCACAGAUUGUCUCCAAAUCCUAGCCUAUGGAAACCAGGAAAGCAAGUUGAUAAUCCUGGCCAGUGGAGGCCCCCAAGCGCUGGUCAACAUCAUGAGGACAUAUACCUAUGAGAAACUGCUGUGGACCACAAGUAGAGUGCUCAAAGUUCUGUCGGUCUGUUCCAGUAACAAACCUGCCAUUGUAGAAGCUGGAGGCAUGCAGGCUCUUGGACUACACUUGACAGAUCCCAGCCAGAGACUAGUGCAGAACUGUCUCUGGACACUCAGGAACUUAUCAGAUGCUGCCACCAAGCAGGAGGGAAUGGAGGGUUUGUUGGGGACAUUGGUCCAGCUACUUGGUAGUGAUGACAUUAACGUGGUGACCUGUGCUGCGGGCAUCCUGUCAAACCUGACGUGUAACAACUACAAGAAUAAGAUGAUGGUCUGCCAGGUUGGUGGAAUUGAGGCUCUGGUUCGCACCGUGCUUCGGGCUGGAGACAGAGAGGACAUCACAGAACCAGCUAUUUGUGCCCUGCGUCAUCUCACCUCUCGACACCAGGAUGCUGAGAUGGCUCAGAACGCUGUCAGGCUGCAUUAUGGCCUGCCGGUUGUGGUCAAAUUGUUGCAUCCGCCAUCACACUGGCCACUUAUUAAGGCUACAGUUGGUCUGAUCCGUAACCUGGCUCUGUGCCCUGCAAACCACGCUCCUCUGAGAGAGCAAGGAGCCAUUCCCAGACUGGUUCAGUUGCUGGUCAGAGCGCACCAGGAUACCCAGAGGCGCACCAGCAUGGGGGGGACACAGCAGCAGUUUGUGGAGGGGGUUCGCAUGGAGGAGAUUGUAGAGGGCUGCACAGGAGCACUUCAUAUCCUGGCCAGAGAUGUCCACAACAGAAUAGUCAUCAGGGGACUGAACACAAUUCCACUCUUUGUACAGCUCUUGUAUUCUCCCAUCGAGAACAUCCAGCGUGUGGCAGCAGGUGUCCUGUGUGAGCUGGCCCAGGAUAAAGAGGCUGCUGAGGCCAUUGAGGCUGAGGGAGCCACGGCCCCACUCACAGAGCUGUUGCACAGUCGCAAUGAAGGAGUCGCCACAUAUGCAGCAGCAGUUCUGUUCCGUAUGUCAGAGGACAAACCCCAAGAUUACAAGAAACGCCUCUCGGUAGAACUCACCAGCUCACUCUUCAGGACGGAACCAAUGGCCUGGAAUGAAACUGGAGAUCUCGGUCUGGACAUUGGUGCGCAGGGAGAGCCUCUGGGCUAUAGACAGGAUGACCCAAGCUACCGUUCCUUCCACUCAGGAGGUUACGCCGGAGACUCUAUGGGCAUGGAACCCAUGAUGGACCAUGACCUAGGUGGGGGCCACCACCCUGGCCAGGACUAUCCCCCUGUAGAGGGGCUUCCUGAUCUGGGACACACCCAGGAACUGAUCGAAGGCCUGCCACCUGGUGACUCGAACCAACUGGCCUGGUUUGACACAGACUUGUAAAUACAAAGACCAACAUUACCCAACACUUUCUACUAGCUGUAUCAUGUGAUCUGGAUGAACCUGCAUCUUGAUUCGCCCACAUGGAGGAGGCGGGGUUUUAGAAAGUGCCUGACGAUGACCCAUCCUGUCUGUAGGAGCUCCAUUGGGACAAAUUUGAUAAGUGUGGUUCUGUUCUGGUUUUAACCCGGAAGAUGGUGGCUUGACUUCAAAUCCUGAUGCAUCACAUGGAUUUUGAUCUCAAAGGUUUUAUGUACUUUUCCAUUUUUAUGCUUUUUUUAUUUUUAAAAACAUUUUUAUUUAGUUUUCUUUCCUGAAGUCUAUAUAAUGGUACAAAAUGCUUCUAGCUUGCUUUUUUUUUUUUUUUACCCCCAUUAUUCUAAUUUCUUUUUGUUUGCAGUCCUUUUUUGUAUUUUAUGUCUCUGGUAGGGUUUUCUUUUAGUGGUAAUGCUCCAUCCAAGUAUCUGAUCACAUUUUGGUGUCCAAAACACUAAGGUUAAAUCAGUUGCAGUGUAACAUUGUGUAGCUUUUGUAUAAAACAUGAAUUGGAAGUCAUGGUCCAAAUAUCGAGCUAUUUUCUUGCUUUAAAGGUGGACACUUGGGUGUCUCUGCUGUUCCAAAGGGGGUGUAGCAGACCUAGCUGACUGGUGUGGGAGGAGGGCUCUUAUUGGUCUGUUACUAAGGGGGGGUGGGGUAUAGGG
Dunckerocampus dactyliophorus (ringed pipefish) is the source of this 3264-nucleotide messenger RNA. RefSeq names its product catenin (cadherin-associated protein), beta 1 (gene ctnnb1). The transcript is spliced from 17 exons. The coding region runs from base 215 to 2566 and encodes 783 amino acids. NCBI's taxonomy places the organism in Eukaryota, Metazoa, Chordata, Actinopteri, Syngnathiformes, Syngnathidae. Gene Ontology annotation, cellular component: catenin complex; adherens junction. Gene Ontology annotation, biological process: cell adhesion; positive regulation of transcription by RNA polymerase II. The record is from RefSeq and is a predicted model, not a curated record. Gene Ontology annotation, molecular function: transcription coactivator activity; protein phosphatase binding; cadherin binding.